Pistacia vera is the source of this 1347-nucleotide messenger RNA. RefSeq lists its product as uncharacterized. The coding region runs from base 227 to 1129 and encodes 300 amino acids. The transcript has a single exon. The record is from RefSeq and is a predicted model, not a curated record. NCBI's taxonomy places the organism in Eukaryota, Viridiplantae, Streptophyta, Magnoliopsida, Sapindales, Anacardiaceae.
UCCAUAUUUUGUUGAGUUUUGUAUUUCUCUCAAAAGCACCUGCCUUGUCCUUCCUUUAACCUCUUCAUUUCCUCUUGGUACAAGCCAAAACCACAAUGAUUUAAUUAUUUCUCCUAACUCAACUGAAGAUCUCUCUCUCUCUUUCUCUCUGUCUCUUCAUUCAUAUAGCCCAGUUGCAGUUUUUCUUAUUUUGUUCAGAAAUUGUUUAAAGUUUGGUUUUUAUACAAUGAGAGACUUUGUUUCUUGUUUUAAUGAAAGGGCUGUAAAUAUCUCCCACUCUUCUUGUUCUAGCUACUCCAGCAACGCUUGUAUUUCCCCCAGUCUUGUUCCUUCUGUUCAAAAUGCAGUCACUAGUCUGUACAGAAUCAUUCUCUCAACUACAAACCAACUCUUCAUCACUGUAACUUGGUGCAAAAGCCCUAUUACAGGUCAAGGUUUGAGCAUAAAAUUUGGUGAUGAGACUUCAGCAUCUUUCAAACUGAACACCAAUUCACGCUUCUUCCGGAAGAAGAAAGGUAACAAAGUGAUUGAAUCCGCCACUUCAAAGAUCGAAGUAUUCUGGGAUCUUUCAGCUGCUAAAUAUGAAAGUGGACCGGAACCUGUUGAAGGGUUUUAUAUUGUGGUGAUGGUUGACUCAGAAAUAGGCCUUAUUUUAGGCAAUUUGGGUGAAGAAAUUGUCGCCAAGAAGUUGAAGCAUAGCUCUCCAGCGGCUAAAGUGUCUCUCAUUACAAGACAAGAACAUUGUUCAGGCAAUACCCUUUAUUCAACCAAGGCUAAAUUUUGUGACACUGGCAGUGCACAUGAUGUUCUAAUAAGAUGUAGUGGAGACAAUGGAGGAUUGAAGCAUCCAGUUUUAUCUGUUUGUAUAGAUAAGAAGAUGGUGAUUCGUGUAAAGAGACUGCAAUGGAAUUUUAGAGGAAAUCAAACAAUUUUUGUUGAUGGAUUGCUUGUUGAUCUGAUGUGGGAUGUCCAUGAUUGGUUCUUUAAUCCUGCAUCCGGUUAUGCCGUGUUCAUGUUCAGAACAAGAAGUGGAUUGGAUAGCCGGCUUUGGUUGGAAGAGAAAUUGCUGCAGAAAGAGCAAGAAAGAAUUGAAUUCUCCUUGUUGAUCUACGCCUGUAAGAGCCCUUAAAGAAACUGAGACUCGGUCUUGGUGUUUUCUUUCUUUCUUUUUUUAUUCCUUUAGAGUAUACCAAUAUUUUUUUUUUUUUUUUUUUUUUUGUUUUCUGUUGAAAGGUAGAUACUUGAUUCUUUUGAUGAACAGAAAAUAACUUGGAGUGGAAACAUAUUAGUUGUUUAGAUGCAUAAAUAUGAAUUUAAGAUUCAACACAUUCGGUUGGCUUUGCGUUU